UAUUCAAGCGAAGUCCUGAAACGGUGUGUUUAGUAGUGUGCUUGUUUAACUUAUUGCAGGGAAUGUGCACGUGCAUUAAGAGAAGUCCUAACACAGUCUGUUUCAUUUGUUUGCAGGGAAUGCCUACGUCAUACACAGAGUUGGUCAAACGAAUAAUACACCUGUUCCUGGCAUGUGCUGUCCUGCUGGCGCCGACGGCGGCCAGUCUAUGUGAAGAGCGGUGCGAGUCCGCUAACCCCUCACUACACAGGCUUAGAGCCCUUUGGACGCGCAUGUACAAACAUUCAAGUACAUCAUUCGACCAGUUCGUGCAGUCGUUGGUGUUUUCUUUCAACACGGAGAGGUCGCUACACCCGCUGAUGAGAACGAUCGUCACCAUGUUGGGCGACUACCGCGAGUGUGUUAUGGCGUGUGAACACCAGUUCAGUAAACGGAGUUUACUCAGUCCGUACAGGAGAACGUUUCAAAUUAAACAGCUCUAUAAAACAAUAUGUAAGUUUCAUUUGAAACUUCACGGAACAACACAUGAUCUGCCCUCCAAAAUUAAGAUGCAUUGCCAUGGCAACAAGGCAACAGUUUGAAGAACGAGAGACCUCGCAGAGAACAAUACCGUUAUGUUUAUUUGUUUUGUUUUAAUUCCCCGUUUUCAAGUUUACCACCUACGGCCAGUGGAACCGGAAAUGAAAUGUCACGAUCGUCUGCUGUUCUCGCUAGCUUCCUGAAACUUCUGGCAUCUCUUACGACUCCUGAAUAGACUCAUUUUAAAAGGAACUCAUCUCUGACCUGAGUCGGUUUUCGUUCCAUAUCGAACUAGGGCCGUCAAUUCACCGGAAAUGGAAAGAGAAUGGUACUAUAAGAAGCGAGGCGGAGUCGUUGAAAGGAAGUUUUGAGAGAAACCGAAUCAUCGGUUUUUCUCGGAAUAGCGGAAGCGAAUAAUGGUUGGCGCACACCCACCGAUUAACUUCGACUCGACUGUCGAGUGGGUAGUAGUCUGAAAAUGUGCACCUGCACACACCAGCCGACGUGACAGUCUAAUCGGAGCAAAACUGCAGAUUAGACGCGACUGUCGCGUCUUUGAAACUGCACGCACCUACCGAUUGACGCCGACGCUACUGUGGAGUCUGCGUUAAUCGGUAAGUGUGUGCCAAACAUAAUGAGUUAAAAUGGUGCUUUCGCUCACGUUCUCUUGGUGCUUCUAAUGUCCUUUAUGUACAAACUGAUUAAAGCAAGAGACCAGGCUAAAGAUUUUUGUCCGAAGUUGUCUUAGCGCUACGAUAUCGUAAAACCAUCGUAAGCUAUGAUGUUACAACAACGAAUGUCAUAGCCCACGACAGCUUUAUGAUAUCGUAGCGCUAAGAUAGCUUCGAAAAGCUGGGCCCUGUUGUGCAAAACGUAAGCUAAUUUAACCAGUGGUUAGGAAAAUAGUUUUAAAACCAGUUUUCGAAUCGGUGCGGGGGCGUGACGUAUUUCAAUUUCCGUCAGUACCCCCACGAUAAAUAAAGUCAUGUAUCGGACCGUGGGAAAAUGGGUACAGUUGGUCAUUUGCUGAUUUUCCGUUGGAGCAGCUGGUGUGGUGAUUGUGAGGUUUUUCUAUCUCACUGUCUGACUGUUUGUUCUUAGUGUGUCUGACGCUUUUCUUGCUGCGGUCUCUAUCUCUAUCUGGGUAUCUUUCUUUCUUCCCUCUCUCUCUCUCUCUCUCUCUCUCUCUCUCUCUCUCUCUCUCU
Molecule: messenger RNA, 1724 nt
Organism: Gigantopelta aegis
Lineage: Eukaryota; Metazoa; Mollusca; Gastropoda; Neomphalida; Peltospiridae
Exons: 3
Coding region: 63-581 (172 amino acids)
Source: RefSeq, a predicted model, not a curated record